CUUUUCUGCGGUUUCCGCUCGUAAUAUUGUUUGCAGACAAUCAUCGAUUACUGUGAUUUAUUGACAUUGGCUGACUGCAUGACUUUCAGUUGUAUAUAAAUUGCGACUGGUAUUACAACUCGUUAUAUUGAUCAAUAUUAUACCAAGUGAAGGCGAAAGUAGGCCUACACGUCUCGGUACUGUUGAAGUGUAACUAAUUUAUAUAAUUGUGAAAUAUAGCUUUGGAUAUUUUACAAGACGAGGGAGGAUUGUUUAUGGGAAUAUGGCAGAUGUGGCAGACGGUAUCAAGGAGAGAAAGUACUAUUUUGACGAAAAUUCGGAAUUCGGUACAGAUUACACCGGAUACAAACUUUCCUCUCUGCUUAGUCAACUCCAGCCCCAUUAUGACGUCAUCGUGAUCGGAUCCGGAUAUGGUGGGUCUAUUGCAGCUAGCCGUUGCGCCCGAGCGGGCAAGACUGUGUGCGUCUUGGAAAGGGGCAAAGAAUGGUGGCCAGGGGACUUUCCCGAAACACUGGUGGAAGCAGCGAAAAAUACGCAGAUUACUCAGAAAGAUAGUGGGAUAUUAGAAACUGGUAAACCGACUGAUCUGUACGACAUCAUCAUGGGACCAGAGGUGACCGUCGUUCAGGGAUGUGGCCUUGGUGGGACAUCACUCAUCAACGCCAAUGUCGGCCUGGAUGCCGACCCUGAAGUGUUCGAAGACAAGGCCUGGCCGCAAAACCUACGCGAUGACGUCCUCAACCUAAACGGCGCCGAUCGAGAUCACGUGGUAUCGAUGCUUCGACCAAUGAAAUACCCUGAUAGCCACCCGUCACUCCCAAAGGAAGCAGCUAUGAAGAAGAUCGCGGAGGGGCUGCUCACUGACAUCGAAGACUUGGCAACCAAAGAAAUUUACAAGAAGCUACCGCUCUAUGUGAAUUUCAAGAAGACGAAGAAAAACCACAUCGGGUUGCCGCAACCUGCUUGCGUCGGUUGCGGCAACUGUUGCAGCGGUUGUAACACUGGUGCCAAGAACACACUCAACAUGAACUACCUACCCGACGCAAAGGCCCAUGGCGCUUACAUGUUUACAGAGGUUCAAGUAAAGUCGAUCAGAAGAGACGAGUCAUCUGGAAGAUGGCUUGUGUACUAUGUGCCUCUUGGUCAAGAUGACUUCAACGAAGAGGAACGUACAGUAUCCGCAGAGACAGUCAUCCUUGGAGCAGGAUCUCUUGGUUCUACCAACAUUCUGCUCCAGUCAGCCUUCUACGGUUUGUCCCUCUCACCCAGACUUGGUGAAGGUUUCACCACAAACGGGGACGCCCUCAACUUCAGCUACAACGGCACCGAGAAGAUCCGCCCGGUCGGAAUAGCCUUAGAAGACAUGGCAAAGAAGCCGAAGAAAGGGCCUGGACCUUGUAUCACGGGAUUCUUGGACAUGCGUAGACAUCUGAAUGGCAUGCCUCUCGAGGAUGGCUUCGUUCUGGAGGACGGCACACCUCCGUCUCUUCUGGAAUUACCCUACAAGGUGCUCAUGAAGACCUCGAUAGGGGAAGACAUGUCACCUUGUGAGAAUGAACUCACAGAGUUCCUUCAUUCCAUUACCGGUACUGCUUUCAAGAACACUCUGGCGUUUCUUUCUAUGAGCCACGACUCGAGCACAGGCCGGAUGCGCCAUGACCCAGCCAAUGGCCGGGUCUGGAUAGACUUCCCAAAUAUAGGCGAGGAGCGAAAUUUCCAGAAGAUCUAUGAUGCAGCAAGAUCGGCAACAAAAGUUCUCAAAGGAGAGGUCAUAGCGAAUCCUACUUGGGGUGGUGUUAUUCCGAAGCUCAAAGGCACCAGAGGUGUUGUGACCGUACACCCUCUUGGCGGAUGCUGCAUGGCGGAAUCCGGAAAACAAGGUGUGGUUGACCAUUCUGGACACGUCUUUAAAGGAGAUUCAGCUGAAACCUAUCCCGGUCUUCUCGUCGUAGAUGGCGCUGUCAUGCCCCGUAGUCUCGGUGUUAAUCCCACACUGACAAUCAGUAUGGUUGCAGAGAGAUGCAUGCGUCUCCUUGCUGAGAGUAAUGGCUGGACAAUCAACUACGAAUUCGGUAAACCUCUAAAGAAGAAACCGAAGAGCGAGUGUAAACCUGGAUUGAAAUUCACUGAACGCAUGGUCGGCGACCUGACCGUCGAUGGUUUCCCGUAUCCUGCCGAAUUCACUCUGACUAUUGAGAGUCACGACAUCGAGCACAUGCUCGAAGUGGAUCCCGAACACAAGGCAGCUAUCCACGGCACAGUCACGUGUAAGGCAUUACACGAUAAACCCUUGACAGUCUCGAACGGAGUGUUCCACUUGUUCCGGAACAGCGAUGAACAUGUCGAGACCAAGGAAAUGACAUAUGACAUGAAUUUGCAUGGCGGGGACAAGUUCUAUGUCUUCAAAGGUGUCAAGACCGUGCACAAGGACUCCGCGGUGGAAAUAGGUAUGAGCGAUACGACGACACUUACGAUCAAGGUCUCGGAAGGACCCAAACCAGGCCUGAAGGAGAUCGGUGAGGGAAAACUUGAAAUGAAGUUCUCGGAUUUCAUGAAGCAAUUGUCCACGUUGGAGGUGACCUGUUGCUGCUCGAAGAGGUUGAGGAUGAAAUGGAAAGCGAAGUUCGGAAGUUUCUUCACAGGCAUUUUAGUGGAUUCCUAUGGCGUGUUUGAUCCUUACGGUUUGAGCUCUCCAUUUAGUCCCGAUUCCGAGCCACGGAAGCGAAGGCCAUUGAAUUUGAACGGGAUUACUCCCCAAGUAUAUCAUUUCCUGGCUACCGAUGGCACGCCACUCGUAUUCACUAGAUACAAAGGUGGGGAUAAAGGACCUAUUCUGUUAUUACACGGACUUGGCGUCACACAUCGCAUCUUUGCUCUAGACACAGUAGAAGUCAGUCUCGUCGAGUUCUUGGUAAAGCAUGGCUUUGAUGUCUGGGGCCUUGAGAUUCGCUUUUCAAUAGCCCUUCAGGCGCACAAAAAGGGGAGCUUCAUCAGUGAUCCUGCAGAUAAAGACAUUCCCCCAGCUGUAGAUUUUAUGAUGAAGGUCACUGGGGCACCAAAUAUUCAAGUCUUCGCUCACUGCGCUGGAUCGGCUACAAUGCAUGCCUCUCUUCUUGGUGGACACCUGACUGGGAAAAUCCGCAGCAUGGUUGUUUCCCAAGUCGGCUUCCGUUUUAUUGUCAGCAGAUUCAAUAAGCUCAAGGCGAACGCACGCCUUCCGAAGUUUCUCCAAUGCAUCGGAGUGAAGGGCAUGAGCGCUUACUCUGACAUAGAGGAUGCCUGGCAUCGGAAGUUCAUGAACCGAGUCUUUGAUGGCAUCUCAAAUAUCACGUCUGAGAGUCGAGAGCAAUGUGAUAGCGACGUGUGCCAUCGGAUAACGUUCAUUUACAGUCUCCUCUGGAUUCAUCAGAAUAUGAACCCAUCAACACACGACACUCUGCACGAAUGGAAUGGCUACGUCCACUCUGAUAUCUUCAAGCACUUUGCUCACUGCACCCGCCAAGGUUUCCUCGACAGAAUAGAAGACGAUGCAGAGCCGUACCUUCCAGACUUCCAUUGUCCAGAUAGGCUGAACUCCGAAGCAUACCGGAAGCAGAUGAAGCACUUGGACAUUCCCAUCUUGUACUUCAGCGGACAGGACAACCAUUGUUGGGAUCCAGAGACCACGAAGCAGAGCUAUGAACGGUGCAAGGAAGCAAACCCAGACCAGGACUAUGAGUGGUUCAUGGUCCCUGACUAUGGACACCUCGACUGCAUCGUCGGAAAAGAUGCAUCUGAUGAUGUCUUUCCAAGAUUCUUGCCAUUCCUUGAGAAGUAUGCAAAGCCGUUAGAAAAAUCUUGAAAUCUGUCUUCGAACGUUCCUUGUUAUGAUUGUUGACUGGCCUAGCAUAGAUUAUUUGUGAUUUCACACACUUUUAUGCAAUAUACGUUGCUGUCUUUGUUGUUGACGUCAGAUAUCUUGUCGUUGCUGUCAUUGCGAAGAGUGUUGUGAACCUCCAAUAAAAAGUCGGUACUGAUUGUUCAUUUUAUUUAUCCUUGGAAACUCACUACUCAUCCGAUAUUGUUGGACGAAUAACGUAAUGAGACAUUUUUUCUCAUAAAAGGAUGAAAAGCAGAUGUAAUAUUAUGUGCCUGUGUAUUUGUAUUGUGGUGAAAAGUGUGUGUACCAUGUAAACAUACAGGAGCGAAUGUACAGGUUCACUAUGUUCAUCUUAUGUUUCGAACUUGUUUUAAUCCCUGCAUAAACAUCAUUAAUCAAAAAUAGAACCUCGUCAUCACCCUUCAUGAAGACGUCUUACCAUCUUAACCUCCUCAAUACCUUAAUAUAAAAUGGAGCUUCUUCAUUAUUCUGUUGCAAAAUACGGACUGUUUUAUACAUAUAUAUAUUGUUUAUAAAUCAUCAUCAAAUAUGUAAUCGAAGUUCCUAAAAUUGCAUCAUGAUCCACACCUGGUAAACGGAUCAAAAUGGUAUAUGGAAAAAAACCGAAUUAGCGUUUCAUUGAUUGAAAAAAAUACAUUUGUAUUAAAAUUGAAAUAUUGGGAUGUUAAUUAACCUUUUCGAAAAUUAUUAUUAUUGUCUACAUCAUUGUAGUCAAUAUAUUUUCCAGAGAAAGGGAAAAAAAGAAGAAGAAAUGAUUGAAGAACAAUUUGAAAUUUAUAUUUCACGUAUUCUAAGUUUAUUUUCUAAAUGUCUUCUGUCAUCGUUAUAAAUAUAACUUGUACUUACCGUUUAUUGAGUACUAUACAUCGGCCGAUCUCCAGAUUCGUAUCCAUCUGCCGGUCAUUUCCAUGUAAAUUAAAUUUGUAAUUUAUAUUCUUCGUGUUGAUUGGAUGAUACUGUUUCGCGAAAUGUGGAUUCAUUUAACAGUAAUUAUUAUUAUGGAGCGUUUGUAUCCAUUCUGGUGAGUGCCCAAGGCGUCAAUUGUCGUUGUUUGCGUCGAUGUGUCAACGGAUGUUCGAAGUAGUGUUGUGGAUCAUCAGUAAAUGUUGUGCCAUAGUUAUUAAAUAUAUGUAUGAUAAAAUCUUCUUCCUCCGCUGUAUUCAAGAUGUGUCGUAUGCACCUUGUUUUGGCCUAUUUUUCCCACAUAGUUAUUUGCAUCAGUGAUGUUGUGUACUGCAGGUUCGAGUGUGCUGUUAUCGGUAGUGUCACCGUCGAUGACGCUGUUAUUGAUUUUAUUUUGUCUAUUUUGCUCUUAUUAUAGGUGUUAGUUAUUUCUAUUUUUUAAGUUACUGUUGUUAUUGUGUUGUUGUUUUUUAUUUAUUCUUUAUCAUAAAGAUAAUUAAGAAUAAUUAUGUAAUCAUUAUUGUUAUCAUUAUGAUAUAUUA
Messenger RNA from Lytechinus variegatus (green sea urchin), 5325 nucleotides. RefSeq lists its product as uncharacterized. The transcript is spliced from 8 exons. Gene Ontology annotation, molecular function: flavin adenine dinucleotide binding; oxidoreductase activity, acting on CH-OH group of donors. The record is from RefSeq and is a predicted model, not a curated record. The coding region runs from base 263 to 3841 and encodes 1192 amino acids. Lineage: Eukaryota; Metazoa; Echinodermata; Echinoidea; Temnopleuroida; Toxopneustidae.